Coregonus clupeaformis (lake whitefish) is the source of this 2015-nucleotide messenger RNA. It is a transcript of the gene mtrf1, whose product is annotated as mitochondrial translational release factor 1. Gene Ontology annotation, molecular function: translation release factor activity. Bases 121 to 1395 code for a protein of 424 amino acids. The transcript is spliced from 9 exons. NCBI's taxonomy places the organism in Eukaryota, Metazoa, Chordata, Actinopteri, Salmoniformes, Salmonidae. Gene Ontology annotation, biological process: translational termination. The record is from RefSeq and is a predicted model, not a curated record.
UCAACAUCACUCUUUGACCUUGCUGGAAGCAUGAUUAUCUUCUUCUCUACGAUGUUACUAAAUAUGAGAUGAUAAACUCAUGUAACCAGUUGACACUUAUUUCGUAUACAUUGUAGCCAGAUGCUUAUGCAUAAAUGUAUUGGAGUGUGCGGCUCGUGCGCACGCCUCAUCUCGCCCCGCCACAUGCACAACAGAAUAUGGAAGGAACUAGCAAAUCGAUCACUCGUAUCAUCAAGACGUUAUUGUAACAAUAAUUUGGGAGAUUUAUAUCGGAAUGAGUCUGUACAACGAUAUCUUCGGCAGCUUGUGGAAGAGUACAGAGAUGUCACCAAGACAUUACAACAUGUGUUUCUCAACGACUCCGACAGGAAAGAGUUGAACAAGAGACAGGUGGGACUUUCACCAGUGGCCAAUGCGUUUCAGAGCGUUGAACAUGCCGUGAAAGACCUUGAGGAGGUCGACACUCUGCUUCAGAGUACAGUCGGUUCCAAAGAGGAAGACCAACACAUGGUCCAGUUACUGAAAGAGGAACAAGCACAGAUCACCCAAAAAAUCGAAUCACUGAGAAAAGAUUUGAUCCAGGCACUAGUACCCAGUGACCCACACGACACCAGUAAUGUCCUUCUGGAGGUGGUAACAGGGCGGACAACAGGAGGUGACAUCUGUCAACAGUUCACCAGAGAGAUGUUUGACAUGUACCAAGGCCUUGCCAGCUACAAGAACUGGGACUUUGAGGUCUUCAACUACACACCUGCUGAAUAUGGUGGGCUGCACCAUGCGGCAGUAAGGGUAGCGGGGGAGAGUGUGUACCGGCUUCUGAAGCAUGAGGGAGGGACACACCGGGUCCAGAGGAUCCCCGAGGUGGGCCUGUCCUCCAGGAUGCAACGCAUUCACACAGGAACCAUGACCGUCAUCGUCCUGCCACAACCCAACGAGCUGGACAUCAGCAUUGACCCUAAGGACCUGCGGGUUGAUACGUUCAGAUCGAGAGGGGCGGGAGGUCAAAGUGUCAACACAACAGACAGUGCUGUCCGAAUAGUACACCUGCCAACAGGUACGGUGGCAGAGUGUCAGACGAGCCGCUCUCAGCUACAGAAUCGUGACACGGCCCUGCACGUGCUGAAGGCCCGCCUCUACCAGAGAAUGAAGGGCAGAGAGACGGAGCAGAGACUUACGGCACGCAAACAGCAGGUGGGAACUCGCUCCCAGUCGGAGAGGAUUCGCACCUACAACUUCAGCCAGGACCGCGUGACAGACCACCGGACUGGCUAUGUGACCAGAGAUAUCAAGGAGUUCAUGAGGGGCGGGGAGCCACUGGAUGAUCUGAUCUCAGAGCUGUUGGAACACGGAGAGAAGGAGGCUCUGCUGGAACUGACCUUCAGUCCGAGACACUGACUCGACAGUGUGACGCCUUAGUUCUGGGAGCUAGCUAACGUGACCCACCGCUGCAGCACUGACAGGAGAACAGUCAGACUGGUGGAGUCAGAGCAGAUAUGGAAGCAGUGGUGCGAACACUGAUCCUGGUUCAGUUUAUGUGAAAAGAAUGGCGUGUGUGGAGAAAAUAGAGAGCAGAGAGAGCCUGGCUGCAGACAACCCAGCUCUUUGACCAGUCUCAAACAUAUGCAGAAUUACACCCUAGCAUCUUAAUAAAGAUAUGGAAGCAGUGGUGCGAACACUGAUCCUGGUUCAGUUUAUGUGAAAAGAAUUUAAAUUAAAUUAAAAUUAAUAAAGACAUAAAACGUUACUGGAAAUAGUUGCUGAUGAUCCCUGCUCCUAUUGGGUGUGUCAGAGCUAUGAUUCAGCCCAACACACACGCUCUAAUCUCUAGCACCCAGGCUGUCUGGCAGCUGGCCAGUCAUGGCAUCAGUAUCUCUCCUACACAGCCAUAGCAAUGUGUGUGUAUCGGCACCAAUUAAGAAUUACCUUCGAGGCUACUCAAGCCCCUGUGCAACGUUUAUUGUGAAAUGUUUGAGUUGCUCUGACGGAAGUCUGCAAAAUAAAUCUGUGGUAGACUA